AUGCAUCUGCUGCCGGCGCUGCGAAGCUUAAACAGCCGCUCUGAGGUGAAGGAUUGGACUGAAACAGAAGUCUUCUCAGAGGUUUGUGUGGAGACGGUGCGACUCGCAGUGGCCAAACUUCUGCACAAGUUCCAGUCUAUUCUGAAAAUACUGACAGAAGAAGAGAUGAUCAAAAUAAAGAAGUACAAAGAGAAUUUAACUUUUGAUCCGAACACCGCCGGCCGCCAUCUUCACGUGUACAACUUCAACCAAAGCAUAAAGCAUCACAAAAUUCCAACCCAAUCCGUGUCACUCAGCGCAAACCGGUUCCAACUGCCCAUGGUCUUCACAACCAAAGGCUUCAGCCAUGGCCGUCACUACUGGGAGGUCCAGGUUUGCCUCAGAAGCGAUUGGGACGUGGGUGUCGCCAAAGAAGGGGUCUCAAGAGGCAGCGAAAUCCUCGUAAAACCUGCCAACGGAUUCUACGCCAUCACAAAAGAAGGACUUACAUACACUGCGGACAGCUUGUCGUUGAAAGCGCUCCAUUUGGCGCCUAGACCACAUGUGAUCGGGGUGUUUUUGGAUUACGAGGACGGGAGGCUGUCUUUCUACGAUGUUGACAGAAAAAUUCAUAUUCAUUCCUUUGUGGGGGAAAAGUUUACGGAGAAGCUGUUCCCGUAUUUCUACCUGUACAGUAAGGCAAAGAAGUCGAAGCCAAUGGUGCUGCGUACUGUGGCUUACUCUGUGGGUGGGGUGGAAAAUGACGUGAUUAAAAUGGAAGAAGAAGUUGGGGAGAAUACUUCUGUGGGUAUCAGAAGUGAAACAAGAAAAACUCAAGACAAACAACCCAUCUUCCCUCUGCAUCUCCGUGGUGAGCUCAUGUCCAAUAGCCCACAGUGCUGCAUCUGCCUGGAGGCCUGGACCCGCCCCGUGGCCCUUCCCUGUGGACACCUCUUCUGCCUCAGCUGCAUUGGGGAUUAUUGGAGGAUCCAGGGACAAUGUGUGUGUCCUCUGUGCAAAGUCUUCUUCAAAACACGGCCCCAGCUUCAAGUACUAGAAACAAGUUCCUCCAAAUGUGACGGAGAAGAGAAUAGGGAUGGCGGCCCGGUCCCUCUGCGCUCUGGAGAAGUUCCCUGUGACCACUGCUCCUCCGCAGCCCUCAGGUCGUGUGUGUCGUGUCUGUCGUCCUUCUGCCCGCUCCAUCUGCAGCCGCACUACCAGGACGCAGAGCUGGGGCGCCAUCGGCUGGUGGAGGUGGUGAGGAACCUGGACGGGCCCCUGUGCAAAGCUCACGGGAGGAAGCUGGAGCAGUUCUGCCGCACAGACCAGACCUGUCUGUGUACCAUGUGUGCGACCAGCGAACACAGAGGACACCGUGUCGUCACGGUGAAGAGAGAGGCCGCCAGGAAGAAGGCCCAUCUCUCCCGCAGACGGAGCAGAUUGGCCCAGACGAUACAGGAGCGGCUGAUGCAGCUGAAGGAGCUCAGGCUGAACACAGAUGUGCAGAGUAAAGACGUGGUGGUGUCUCUGGAGGAGCAGCUGACGGAGCAACAACAGAGACUGGAGCACAUGGAGCAACUCCUGCAGACAGAGGACAGUCUCAGCUUCAUACAGAGAUUCCUUCUCAUGGCUCCAUUAUGA
Knipowitschia caucasica is the source of this 1620-nucleotide messenger RNA. The record is from the annotation of a GenBank genome assembly. Lineage: Eukaryota; Metazoa; Chordata; Actinopteri; Gobiiformes; Gobiidae.